GGGGGCGCCCGCAGUGGCACUGGGCUGGCGGGGUCGCGCGUUGCGCCAGGGUCUGCAAUCGAUCUCUGCCAGGGACGCGGGCGGCUGGGUCCGGCCGGAGGACGCGAGCGGCCCGCCGGGCAUCUCCUGUCUCGCUCCCCACCCCCUCCCCCCGGCAGGGGGAGGCGGCGUGUCCGGCGGAGGGUUGCGGGGCGCGGGGCCGGGCUGGAGCGCCAUGAGCAGCCCGGAUGCGGGGUACGCCAGUGACGAGCAGAGCCAGCCCCGGAGCGCGCUGCCCGCCGUGAUGGCCGGCCUGGGUCCCUGUCCCUGGGCCGAGUCGCUGAGUCCUCUCGGGGACAUGAAGAUGAAGGGCGAGGCGGCGGCGAGCGGCGGGGCGCCGGCCGGGCCGGCGGGCCGAGCGAAGGGCGAGUCUCGCAUCCGGCGGCCGAUGAACGCCUUCAUGGUGUGGGCGAAGGACGAGCGCAAGCGCCUGGCGCAGCAGAACCCAGAUCUGCACAACGCCGAGUUGAGCAAGAUGCUGGGCAAGUCGUGGAAGGCGCUAACGCUGGCGGAGAAGCGGCCGUUCGUGGAGGAGGCCGAGCGGCUGCGCGUCCAGCACAUGCAGGACCAUCCCAACUACAAGUACCGGCCGCGGCGGCGCAAGCAGGUGAAGCGGCUGAAGCGGGUGGAGGGCGGCUUCCUGCAUGGCCUGGCCGAGCCGCCGGCGGCCGCGCUGGGCCCCGAGGGCGGCCGCGUGGCCAUGGACGGCCUGGGCCUGCCCUUCCCGGAGCAGGGCUUCCCCGCGGGCCCGCCGCUGCUGCCCCCGCACCUGGGCGGCCACUACCGCGACUGCCCGGGCCUGGGCGCGCCCCAGCUCGACGGCUACCCUCUGCCCACGCCCGACACGUCCCCGCUGGACGGCGUGGAACCCGACCCGGCCUUCUUUGCCGCGCCGCUGCCCGCGGACUGUCCGGCCCCUGGGCCCUACAGCUACGCCCCGGCCGCGGACUACGCUGGGCCCCCGGAGCCACCCGGCGCGGGGCCCCUGCACCCGCGGCUGGGCCCGGAGACUGCGGGCCCCGCGAUGCCGGGCCUCCUCGCGCCCCCCAGCGCCCUGCACAUGUACUACGGCCCCGUGGGCUCCCCGGCGGCGGCGGCAGGAGGCGGGGGACGCGGCUUCCAGAUGCCGCCGCAGCCGCCCCCGCCCGGCCCGGGGCAGCCGUCGCCCCCGCCAGAGGCCCUACACUGCCGGGACAGCGCAGAACCGGGCGCUCCAGCCGAGCUACUCGGGGAGGUGGAGCGCACAGAGUUCGAACAGUACCUGCACUUCGUGUGCAAGCCGGAGAUGGGGCUCCCCUACCCAGGACACGACGCCGGCGUGACCCUGCCCGACGGCCACGGGGCCCUGUCCUCGGUGGUGUCCGAUGCCAGCUCCGCGGUGUAUUACUGCAACUAUCCCGACGUGUGAGCCGUCUCCGCCCGCCGGGCCUGCGGCCAAAAGCGCGCACAGUGUUACACACCUCCCCAAGGAUCGAGGGACACUCAGCCUCGCGUCGAAUUGUGUUGUUUUUAAGUUGCCUUGGCGUGUAAUUUAUGGUAAUUUAUUUUGUCUGCCACUUGAACACUUGAGGGGGGUGGGGAAUAAAACGGGGCAGGUGGUGUCUGAAGAUCGGUUCAGACCCUUGUUUCCCACAGUGGCCCUUGUCAAAACCCCAUUUCCAAGUUCAAGUUCAUAAGUUCAAGUUCACUAGUGGGUCCGGGAACAACUCGCUCCGUUUUUCAAAGCUUUAUUAAUCAACGAAAUUUUUAUCCCGGGUGUUUUUUUUUUCAAUCUUUAAAAAUAAAAUAAAAUCUGGAAUUCUCUGUCACAAAGGCUAGUUUUUGAGAUCCCUGUUAAAGUAACUAUAACACUAAACAUAUAGUCACAGUGAAUUUCUCAUUCUCUUGUAAUAGUAGACCUGAAUGACUUGAAGGGGAAGCCCUCAAACAUUUGGGCAUCCCUAGUUGAUUUUGCUAGGGGAAAGGAAACUCACAGAAUGAGCCUAACUUAUGCAUUUCAGGUGACCCUAGUUUCUACAUAGUAAUGGUUAAUCAUAAUUCUCUUAACUAUUUUCAGUUUUGGUAUAUCACUUUCAAACUCAGGAGAGUAUCCAGGUAACUUUGGUUGUAUCUUGAGACCUGCAUAAAGAGGCUUUUGGAUAAAUUUUUUUCUUUUCUGCAUUUCACCAUGAGUCGUUAAAACUCCCUCUCAAUACUGAAAUCGCCAGUUAUCACAGGUCUACACCUUGGAAAGCAGUGUUGCUGGGUUAAAACUAAUUGGAAAGAGUCAUAGGAACUAAUCAAAAUAAAAUGUGCAUUGUGACCUCAACUGUUA
Capra hircus (goat) is the source of this 2353-nucleotide messenger RNA. It is a transcript of the gene SOX17, whose product is annotated as SRY-box 17. The record is from RefSeq and is a predicted model, not a curated record. The transcript has 2 exons. Gene Ontology annotation, biological process: heart development; anatomical structure morphogenesis; vasculogenesis. Gene Ontology annotation, molecular function: RNA polymerase II cis-regulatory region sequence-specific DNA binding; DNA-binding transcription activator activity, RNA polymerase II-specific. The coding region runs from base 215 to 1447 and encodes 410 amino acids. Lineage: Eukaryota; Metazoa; Chordata; Mammalia; Artiodactyla; Bovidae.